GGGCCAUGGCCCAGCCCUGGGCAGCCCCUCCCGCUGCGGCCGCUGAGCUGGGGGCCCCGGCCGGCGGGCACCCCCCUUUCUGCAGCCGCCAUGAACCGGCUUUGGAACAUGAGGCGCGUGGACCCCCGGCCGGGCCCCCCGACGUGGGUCCCCAUCCUGGGCCAGCUGCAGAAGACCCUGCGGCAGGGCGACUACCUGCCCCUCCGCCCGCUGCCCAUGUUCGAGAGUAACUUUGUCCAGGUGACCAGCCGAGGGGCCCCAGUGUACGUGCACCACAGAAGCAACCACCUGACCAUGGGGGUGGCCGCCUCGCUGCCCGGCCCCGCGCUGCCCGACCUCCUGCUCAUCGCCAGGCCCUCCGAGGGCAGGGACUGCCCCAACCUCAUCCUCUCCAGGAUAAUCCCGCUGGACCUGGUUCGCCUCUAUGUGCACAACCUGUCGGCCCGCUGCCUGAAGCUGCGCUUGCUCACCGGCCGCUACUACUACCUGGAGCUGAACGCCCCCGACAGGGAGAUGGCCUUCCUGUUCGACCGCUGGGUCCGCCUCAUCAGCCUGCUCCAGGAGGCCCCUGCUCCCGGGGCCCCCCGGACCCUGAGCACGCCCCUCUCCGACCUGGCCCACGUGGGCCCCCCUGCCUCCACCUGGCAGCUCCAGGACCAGCCCCACAGGAGACGCUCCGCCACGGCUGCGGGUCCCCGCAAGAUGCUGGCGUCUCCGAAGCAGAAGAAGGCCAAGGCGAGCAGGCCGCGGCCGGGCCGAGGGGCGCUGCGCCCCGAGCCCUCCCCUGCCGCCGCCCCGUCCCAGCCCCUCCAGGGCAGGUUCAGGUCCCAGGCCGUGGGCGACUCGGUGCCGCUCGUCUGGUCGCAGCUGGAGCCCCCGGGCGCUGGGAAGAGGUCCCACCCCGACCCCGGACACGGCUCUCAGACCAAAACCUCCGUCUCUGCCCCCCAAGUGAGGGGGCCGGACCCAGUGAGGACCAGCAUCACCAUCAGGACCAUCUUCAGCAUCUUUUCCAGAUCCUUCAGCACACCGCUGUCCUCUUCCAAGGGAUGCUCGGCGGACGGGGCAGCGGCGCUCGGCGGUUUGGCUGAGGCCCGUUCACAUUGUCACAGCCCUGACGCCUCCUUGCUCAUCUCCUACAAGCACUUGUACGUGCGAGAGGCCCUGGGAGGCCUGGCGGACCCCGACUCCAGCACCCUGUCCUCCGGCUCCCUGGGCCCGGCCACCUACCCUCCCAACUUCUACCCGGACGGCCAGGCCAGGCCCCAGCGCCCCGUGCAGAGGCCGUGGCCUCCGCCCUCCCAGAGGGCCCCCUCGGGCCCGGCCGCCUCCCGGAAGGCUCCGGCCCCCCUCGAGCAACCCCAGAAGGCCCCAGCGGAACGGGCUCCGUCUCGGAAGGCCCCGGCGGGACCUGCUGCCCCCGGCGGGACCUGCUGCCCCCCAGUUCUGGCCUCCGCCCCCCGGAAAGCCCCAGCCCCAUCGAAGACCCCACGGGUCCCUGCCGUUCCCCAGGAGGCCGCGUCGCGUCCUGUCUGCUGCCAGGAAUCCCUGUCCCUGCCGACCCCAUCGCCGCAGGCGCUGACGCCCCGCUCCCGCUACCAGAUGGCCUGCGACUCUGCGGCCUGGGGCGCGGGGCCCGCGGGCAGCCGGCUGGGGACUGUGCUGGAGAGCCGCCCGCCCGGAGGGAAGACGGAGCCCCUGAUGCUGGUGGGCACGCAGCAGACCGAGGUCACGGAGGUGCGGGCCCAGAAGAUGUCCCUGGAGCUGCCCGGCCACACGGCCAGGAGGGCGCGGGAGGAGAGGGUGGUGGGCCGCGCCCGCGAGGUCGCCCUGGACGGCCGGAAGGGCCGGGGGCAGGUGGAGGACAGGGUCCGCAGCUCCAGGGAGGAGAGGCGCGUGGACCUGCCCGGCUUCCGGUCCCAGGCGACGGGGCAGCGGCGGAAGUGGGUGAAGACGCAGCAGCUGGCCGUGGAGGGGGCCCCGGGGGCGCCCAGGAGGCCCUUCUCCGUGGACGAGCUCACCCUGGCCAGGCUGAUGAUCAUGGCCAAGGCCAAGGAGCCGCCCUUGAGACCCCGACGGUUGGGGCUGCCGUCCUGGCUCUUCAUCUCCCAGGUGUCUGCCGGGCCACCCAGGGGCCCAGAGCCCCUCGGCCCCAGACAGGCGGCCACGGCGGAGGGAGCCCCGCGGGUGGCCCGGGAGCGGCCGCGGUGGGGCCCCUGGGUGAAGGGGGGCGUGGGCAGGUGGGUGGAGGAGACGCUGGGUGCGCAGGAGGCGGCGGCAGAGCCGGAGAAGCUGCCCUCGGUCCAGAGGGGCCCCUCCAAGGUGCGCCCCCGCGCCCCGAGCGCCCCCAGAAGCUCCAAGUUGGACAGAGUCUCCGAGGCCCCCAUCCCUCUGCCCGCGACCAGGUGGGAGGACGUGCCGCCGUCGCACACCGUGUCGACCCCCAUCUCAAAGAUGGAGGCCAGGGUGUCCCGGAAGCUCAAGAGAGAGGCUGCGGGGACCGAGGGGGGCCCGGGCCAGGGCCCCGAGGCCACGGCGGGGUCGUCCUUGGAGAAGGUCGUGCCCAAGCUGGUGGAACUUGAGAGGAUGAGGAACGUGGCCAACGGGAUGGAGCAGACGGAGGAAAGCCCGCAGGUCCUCACGCCGUGGUCCAGUGUGCUCACUGAGCGCGCACUGCCCUCUCCCCAGCAAGCACCGAGCCCAGCGCUUCCAGUAGCAGGAUCCCAGACUCCACUCAGUCGCUACAUGGUCCAGAGUGAUCCAGUGUGGCCAGGCCCCAGGCGCCGUGCGCUCUACUUUAAGAAGUCGGAUGCUGGCCUGGCCGAGCGGAGGGCGUCUCGGCUGCAGUAGAGAACAGAGCUAUUUAUACAUUUAUAUAUUGGGGGGCGGGGCGGGCCGGGGGACAACCCGCGGGGUGGCCCAGCUUCGCAGAGAUUAAAAGCCUGAGUCUGAGACGCGGCAAACGUCGAGC
Molecule: messenger RNA, 2971 nt
Organism: Eptesicus fuscus (big brown bat)
Lineage: Eukaryota; Metazoa; Chordata; Mammalia; Chiroptera; Vespertilionidae
Gene: GARIN5B
Product: golgi associated RAB2 interactor family member 5B
Exons: 10
Coding region: 91-2850 (919 amino acids)
Cellular component (GO): nucleus
Source: RefSeq, a predicted model, not a curated record